This is a messenger RNA of Uranotaenia lowii, 1505 nucleotides long. RefSeq names its product mitochondrial enolase superfamily member 1-like. Gene Ontology annotation, molecular function: L-fuconate dehydratase activity; magnesium ion binding. Bases 89 to 1453 code for a protein of 454 amino acids. Gene Ontology annotation, biological process: carbohydrate catabolic process; amino acid catabolic process. The transcript has 9 exons. The record is from RefSeq and is a predicted model, not a curated record. NCBI's taxonomy places the organism in Eukaryota, Metazoa, Arthropoda, Insecta, Diptera, Culicidae.
UUGAAGCUUGAAGAAUAAUCAGUAUCAAAACAGCUGUUCUUUCGAUCGGUUACUGUUGCUUGUACGAGUGCGAGUUUCAACGUUCGGUAUGUCCAAGUUCGCAUUGCAGGAUAAAUGCUACAGGAUCACUACCCUGGAUGCCAAAGAUAUUCGCUGGCCAACAUCUCUGGGGUCACACGGAUCGGAUGCGAUGCACACGGAUCCAGACUAUUCCUGCGUCUAUGUUACCAUUAACACCUCUGAUGGUCUGUAUGGAAAUGGACUCACAUUUACCCUAGGUCGUGGCACCGACAUCGUUCUGUUGGCGGUCAAAGCCAUGAAGGGUAUGGUAGAAAAUAGAACUUCUCACAGCAUCUUUGGGGAUUUUGCGAAGUUUUGGCGCGAGCUCACUAGCGAAUCUCAACUGAGAUGGAUUGGUCCAGAAAAAGGUGUCACCCACUUGGCUGCGGCAGCCAUCAUCAAUGCCCUGUGGGAUUUGUGGGGCAAAAUACGAGGCGUCCCGGUUUGGAGACUUCUAACGGACAUGGAACCGGAGGAGCUGGUAUCAACAAUCGAUUUUCGUUACAUAACCGACGCAAUCACGCCAGAGGAAGCAAUUUCCAUACUUAAAUCGAGUAAAGAAGGUCGGGAGUCUCGAGUCGCCUCGCUUGUAUCGAACGGAUAUCCGGCAUACACUACUCAAGUUGGCUGGCUCGGAUACACCGAUGACUACAUCCGUACCCUUUGCCAAAAAUAUCUAGCAGCUGGUUUUACCGCCUUCAAAAUAAAGGUUGGUCAAAACCUGCAGAACGACAUCAAGCGGUGCAAGCUUGUUCGAGAGGAAAUCGGUUGGGAAAAUAAGUUGAUGGUUGAUGCCAAUCAAAUCUGGGACGUUGAUGUCGCAAUCGAAUGGAUGAAGCAGCUGCGGGAAUUCAAACUGCUUUGGAUUGAAGAACCGACCUCGCCGGAUGAUGUUUUGGGACACAAAAGAAUUGCGGACGCGUUGAGGGAGUACAAUGUCGGAGUAGCCACGGGAGAAAUGUGCUGCAACCGGGUGCUGUUUAAGCAGUUUUUGCAGGCCAAUGCUUUGGAGUUUUGCCAGAUCGACUCAGCUCGAAUUGGUGGGGUGAACGAAAUUCUGGCUGUUUAUUUGAUGGCGAAGAAAUUUAACGUGAAAGUUUGUCCCCAUGCCGGUGGCGUUGGAUUAUGUGAAAUGGUGCAGCAUCUACAGAUGUGGGAUUUCACUUCCGUUUCUUGUACUACAGAUGACAGAAUGGUCGAAUUUGUUGAUCAACAACACGAACAGUUCGUUAACCCAGCUGAAAUAAAUAGUAAUGCAUGCUACAUCGCACCCCAGGCAGCAGGCUAUUCUACUGAACUGAAACCAGAAGCAAUUGCCGGGUACGAAUAUCCUGUUGGCACAGAAUGGACAAAGAUGUUUACCGAAGGAAUUUUUAAGAUACAAGAGUAUUAAAUGGUUGUUUCUUUUUUAAUUCUAUGCCAUUUUUGCAGUUAAUUUUUUAAAG